AAAUGCCUGGUGAAGCCACAGAAACUGUUCCAGCUACAGAACAGGAACUGCCACAGCCUCAGGCUGAGACAGGUAUCGUGGAUGCUGGUUAGCAGAGAACCAGAUUUCCUUGUUUGCUACAUUUCUGCCUGGAAGUUUAGGGGACACUGCAUGUCAUUGUGACUGAAUCUCAACUAUACACACCUGCGCAUGGGGAUGUUGUACACUGCAUGACUGGAUUGCUAAGCACCUCAUGGGGCAUGUGUAAACACUGUUGUGUUUCCUGGGUGGUAUCUGAACAGUUAACACUGUUGCAAUAACUCCAGCUCCAGUUCCUGGGGCCCCUGUGGAAGUGAUGCUGACAGCUGAGGAGUCCAAACCAGUUGCUACCAAGAGUCCUGAGCUGGCAGGCAAGGGUUCUCAGGCUGGGACUGCUGUAGAGCAUUCAGCACCAGCCAUUGCUGCCUUUUCUGCUGGCGCUUCUGAAGCGCUUGCAGCCUGUUUUUCUGAGCCUCCCAUUCAAGCAUCAGCUGCUGCUUCCGGCUCUUCUGUUUCUGGUGCUUCCUCUUCAUCCCAUGACACUAAUUUUCCCCUUGCAGGACUUUGUGUGGCACCUGCUGGCUUUACUGCUUCACCUGGACAGGUUUUCUCACCCAUGCCAAUCACUCUUGGUCCCGCUUUGCCACCUAGUAUUCCAACUGUAAUGACCCAGACUCCUCUGCCUCCUCCCCUGAAGCCUCCAAAUUUGGCUGUUUCUGCACAGAUGCUUUGUCCCUCAUCUCCAGACAUUUCAUUAGAUUGGCUCCCAGGUCAAACAGGUUCUUCUGACUCUCUCAGUGUGGCUGCUCCAGCUUCCUCUGUGAACUCAGUGCCAACAGCUUCCCCACUUUCUCAGAAGCCUCCUGUCCAAGCUCCUCCUCUCCAAGCUCCUUUCAUUCUCCCUGUUGCUCCUGUAUCUCCUUUGGCCUCCAGUCCAGAUUCUCUCAUCUUUCCAGUCAGUCCUGCAUCCCCUGUCACUGCUCUUGUUUCAAACCAGAUGCCCCCACCCUCUGAUCCAUCUCCCCUUCCUCCACUGGCUGCAGUUGCUUCUCCCACAUCACCACUGCUUCCUGUCCUUAGUCCUGUGAUGACGCCUCCAGUUUCUGAUAUUCCUGUAGGCCCUGCUUCUGGUCCGGUGGCUCCUGCUUCACCUUCAGUCCCCUCUUCCCAUGUUGCUGAAUCCCAUAGCACUGCACCACAGCCUGCUUCUCCUAGCACACCUGUAAGUUCUGCUACAGCAUCUCUUUCUCCUGUUCCCAUUGCAGUGACUACUCACAGCCCCAUGGCUUCUUCUGUGCCCACAUCUAGUCCUGUGGCCCCUGCAGGACCAGCAGUGGAACCUUGUUAUCCCACAACUCUUUCUUCAGCACCAGUUUCUGACCCCAUGGUUGCUGCUUCCUUCCCCAUGGCCUCAGCUCUGUCCCCAGCUGCCCCUCCUAUGCCUCUGGCAGGCCCUGCUCCUAAAACAUCAGUGUGCAAAUCACCACCUGCAAAACCUGUUUCCCCUUCGCACCCUGUUUCUGAUCCUGUAGCCCCAGCAGGGCCUGCAUCUAAACCUGUGGCACCUACAAAGCCACCUGUGAAACCUGCUUCCCCUUCAAAACUUGUUUCUGAUGCUGUAGCUCCUUCUGUGAUACCAGCAGUGCCACCUGUACAACCUUCUUUAGACCCUGUAGCUCCAGCAGGGCCUGAGUCUAAACCAGCAGUGCCUUCAGUGCCACCUGUGAAACCUUCUGGCCCAGUGCCACCUGUAGUGCCACCUCUAGAAUCCACUUCUGACCUUGUGGCCCCAGCAGGUCCAGUACCCAAGCUGGUGGCACCUACAAAGCCCUCUGUGAAACCUGCUUCCCCUUCAGCACUUGUUUCUGACUCUGUAGCCCCUCCAGUGGCACCAGCAGUGCCACCUGUACAACUUGAAUCUAAACCAGUGGUGCCUUCAGGGACACCUAUGAAACCUUCUUCUUGCCCUGUGUCACCUCUGGAACCCUGUCCUGGCCUUGAGGCCCCAGUAGGACCUGCAUCCAAACCAGCAGUGCUUUCAGGGCCUCUUGUGAAACCUGUUUCUGGCCCAGUGCCACCUGUCAUGCCACCUGCAGAACCUGUAUCCAAGCCAGGGGCACCUAGAACCCAAUCUGGGAAACCUGCUUCCCCUUCAGCACUUGAUUCUGGUUCUGUAGCCCCUUCACUGGCACCAGUUGUGUCUUCAGAGACACCUGUGAAACCUGCAUCUUGCCCUAUGCCACCUUUAGAACUUUAUGGCCCUGAAGCCUCAGCAGGACCUGUAUCUAAGCCACCUGUGCUUUCAGGGCCAGCUGUGAAAGCUGCAUCUGGCCCUUUGCCACCUCUGACUCCCUCUUCUGGCCCUGUAGCCUCAGAAGGACCUGCUUCUAAACCAGUAGUAUCUUCGGAACCUCCUGUGAAGCCUGCUUUCCCUUCAGAACCUGUUCCUGACUCUGUGGUGUCACCAGUGCCACCUGCUUUGGGCCCUGUGGCCCCAGUAGGGCCCACAUCAGAAAUAGCAGUGUCUGCAGAGCUAUCUAUGAAACCUGCUUCUGGCUCUGUUUCACCCCUGAAAUGUACUUCUGGCCUUGAGGCCCCAACAAAACCUACAUCUGAACCAUUGCUUCCAGCAGCACCUCCUGCAAAACCUGCUGACCCAUCAGAAACUUCUUCUGGCUCUCUAAUUGCAGAAGGACCUAGUCCUAAAUCCUUUUCACCUUCAGUGCCCCCUUUGAAACAUGAUUCCCCUUCAGCACCUGUUUCUGAGCCUGCAGUUCCUGUUUUUGCCCCUGUUUCUAGCACUGUAGCCCCUUCUGGGUCCCAAGGAGCAACUGUUUCUACACCUUUGGCACCUGCAGUGCCUUUUGUGAAACCUAGUCCUCCUUUAACACCUGUAGCACAAGCAGUACCUUCUCAGCCUGUGAUUCCUGUUUUGACUCCUGUCCCUGACACUGUGCCUACCACUAUGGCUCCAGUAGAGUCUGCCCCCACCUCAGUGGCACCUGCAGUGAAAACCCAUUCUCUUUUGCCAUCUGUUUCUCACUCUGUGACUGCAAAAGGAGCUGAUUCUGGUCCUUUGUCCCCUCCUGUGGCUGUAGCAGCACCUGCGUCUAAACCAGUAGCACCUGCAGUGCCCCCUGAGACAUCCACUUCUGGGGCUUCCUAUCCCCAGGUCCCUACUUUGGUACCUCUUUCUGGUCCUGUGGUCCCUGCUUCCUGCCCCUUGGCUUCAGCAGUGCCUGUUCCCAUAGCUCCAGAAGGACUGGUGUCUACAGCAGGACCUCCUGGUUCUGUAGCUCCUCAUCUGGUACCCAUUUCUGAACCUGCAACCCCAACUGUAGCCCCAGGAGUGAUUGCUUCUAGUCCUGUGGCAUUGACUUGUGCCCCUGUAACUUCUCCUGAGGCUCCAUCAGUGCCUGCUCCUAGGCCUGUACCAUCUACGCUGUCCCCUGCAGCAACUGUUUCUGUGCCCCUUCCUGUGACUCCUCCUGCUUUUCCAACAUCUGUUUCUGACUCAGUCACCCUUCCAGUAGCAUCUGCUAUCCCUCCUGCCACUGAGACCCUGACUUCUCCAUUACCCCUUCCUGUAUCAUCUGCUGCCCCAUCUUCUCCUCUUAUUCUGAUGACUUCUACCCCCAAAACACCAGUUGCCCCCGUUGGCUCUGCUGCAUUAGUCUCCUCUGCUGGGGAUAUGGUGCCUCCACAGAAAACAGCAUCUUUGCCUCUUGCACCUGCUGAUCUGUCUGUUCCUGCCUCAGCUGCUUCACCUGCACCACCUCCUGCUUCCCCUGUGAAAAAGCUAGCUCCCUCUGUGCUUCCUAAACCAUUGCCAGUUUCAUCUGCAUCUGGUAUAGUUCCUGAAAAGCCACCCAAACUCCCCACCCCUGUUUCUGCUAUCCUUGAUGACGACGAGCUGCCACCUCUGAUCCCUCCAGAGGUGCCUGCUGGGGAGCCACCUCUGCAGCCAGUCCUGGUGGAUUUCUCUCCUAAACCAGCCAUGGCUCUUGCUGAGGUCCCAGCAACUGCUUCUGUUCCUCCUAUCAAACAACCUGUCGUGAAGAAUGACAAGGGAUCUGGAACAGAAUCCGACAGUGAUGAAUCAGUGCCCGAACUUGAAGAACAAGAUUCCACGCAGGCCACAACACAGCAGGCACAGCUUGCAGCAGCAGCUGAAAUAGAUGAAGAACCAGUAAGCAAAGCAAAACAGAGCCGGAGUGAAAAGAAAGCACGGAAGGCAAUGUCCAAGCUUGGCCUCCGUCAGGUCACAGGUGUAACCAGAGUUACCAUCAGAAAAUCCAAAAACAUCCUGUUUGUCAUCACCAAGCCAGACGUAUACAAAAGUCCUGCAUCAGAUACCUAUAUAGUCUUUGGAGAAGCAAAGAUUGAAGAUUUGUCGCAGCAGGCGCAGCUGGCUGCUGCUGAGAAAUUCAAAGUGCAAGGAGAAGCCGUUUCAAACAUUCAGGAAAACACACAGACUCCCACCGUACAAGAGGAAAGUGAAGAGGAGGAGGUUGAUGAGACUGGCGUUGAAGUGAAAGACAUUGAGUUAGUAAUGUCCCAAGCGAAUGUUUCCCGGGCAAAAGCCGUCCGUGCCCUGAAAAAUAACAGUAAUGAUAUCGUAAAUGCUAUUAUGGAAUUGACGAUGUAGCCACCCAGAAAAAGAGAUUUUUUUUGGUGUUACAGAGGGAAAUAAAUUGCAGCUGAAUUGACAAUUUGUACUAUUUCUAUCCAUUAAUAAAAGUUGUGGUUUAAAAGUU
Messenger RNA from Varanus komodoensis (Komodo dragon), 4775 nucleotides. RefSeq names its product nascent polypeptide associated complex subunit alpha (gene NACA). Gene Ontology annotation, biological process: protein targeting to membrane. Bases 335 to 4666 code for a protein of 1443 amino acids. The transcript is spliced from 11 exons. NCBI's taxonomy places the organism in Eukaryota, Metazoa, Chordata, Lepidosauria, Squamata, Varanidae. Gene Ontology annotation, cellular component: cytoplasm; nascent polypeptide-associated complex. The record is from RefSeq and is a predicted model, not a curated record.